This is a messenger RNA of Penicillium brasilianum, 2188 nucleotides long. NCBI's taxonomy places the organism in Eukaryota, Fungi, Ascomycota, Eurotiomycetes, Eurotiales, Aspergillaceae. The record is from the annotation of a GenBank genome assembly.
CGCUAAUCUUCAUUGAGCCCGGUGGGGUCACAUGUGGGUCACAUGAUUGGCCCAGAUUCCUAGCGGAGGCUGGUGGAAAGCCCCCAAGUUCCCAACUGAUGCCCCCAGCCGCACUUCGUAAUGGCCGUUCCCAGCCUCCCAGCCCCCCUCCUCCACGAUAUCAAUCCAAAACCGUCCCACUACCACUUCCGAUUUCCCACAACCCUGUUAUCCUCCCAUCCCUCCCUUUAUCCGCCCUCCCCUCCCCCUGCGAUCCCCCCUCCAUUCUGAAUCCAUUCUUGACAUCUUGUCGACCUUUCAUCCCAGUGCUUUCUGACGGCGCUUCGUAUUCUCGAAUCCUUCCUAUCUCCGUGUGAGGUUCACUUUUGCUGCGGUUGGACUAUUGACCCCAAGUCGUCAUCCCACUUCUAUAUUGGCGACAUACCCAUCGGUCAUGUCUCAAACCACCUUUCGAUCUCAAAGUCCCCUCGCAGCACCGGCGGAGAUUCUUGCGCCGGCAACCCCAGUCCGCCGCAACACUCUGUCUCCGUCGCCAGACCUUAGUGCCGCCAUCAAAGAUCGCUCUUCUCAGUCAGACAAGAAGAUUGCAUCCCCGCCCACUCUCUCAUCAUCCGAUAUGACUCCACCUCCUUCGACCCAGAUCCCCGGAGCGCCUUUGCGCCGGUCUCACUCGCGCUCUCUAAGCCCUGCCAUUGUCACAUCCGCCAACUUGGACAAGUCACUGUGUGACGCCUACGGGGCGUCGGAGAACCUCCCAACGACGGAGGAGAUUGACAAUGCCAGCGAGACCCGCUUGCGACAAAUCGCCAAGGAUCUUCUCGCCGUGGCCCAAGAGGCUCGCAUGUCUGCGUUGCACUUCAAGCUCCAAAACAGUUUGGUUUCAUUUGCCAGCAACGAGGCAGUCAAGCGUGCCGAAGUCGAGCAGCAGCUCGCAAAGCGAGAGGUUGAGAUCCUUCAGAGCGCCGAGUAUCGUAGUCGCUCGCGCCCUGCCGAGCCCUUGACUCCCAAACAAUCUUUCUCCAUCCCCACCGACGAUUACUUGGCUGUCCUCCACCGCUCGCAAGAACUCGAGAAUGCCAAUCUUGUUUUGGAUCGCCGUCUUCGCAAUGCGAAACGUGCAAUUGAUGAUGCGACUGCCCGCUCCGUAGAGCUGACUGAACAAAAUGAGAUGCUCAAGCGCCGCAUCCAGGACAACCGUCAUCACUUUUCCCAAAUCUACAACUACGGGGGCAUGUCUCCCGGUAUGCAGAAUGAGCUCCACACCAUAUGUCGCGGCGAACAUACCGACGGCCUGGCAGCACUUCUGUUUGCCGACAAAUUUACCAACCGUCUCCACGAACCUCAAGGCUCUUAUGGGGCCCACUCUUCCGUCCCCGUUACUCCCAACCAGCCGCGCUCCGCUCGCCAGGAUCGUCAUUACCUGACGCCCGGCCGAAAUGCUCGCGACCAGUACGACAGCGACAGCACUGUUUCCCUGACCGCCCCCGAGUCCGAAGACGAGGUUGUGGAGGCGAAGCAUCAGCACGUGCGGACCACCGCCCCAAAGACUAGCUCUCUUCUUCAGACAAAGCUCUUUGGUCAAGUGAAGAAGCCUGGCGUGGAACGUAUCCAAUCUUCUAAGCGCAAGGCUGGCUCCGGCGAGAGCAGCCCAGCCACGAAGAGAUCCAGGACCAAUGCUGGAGUGGGUCUGGGCAUCGAGACCUAAGUGCCUAAAAAUCCCCCCCACUCCUCGGUAGUACGAGUGUCCGCACUGACGCUCGUGCCUGCCCACUCUGGAUACGAUUCAUGAACUAGCGCUGCUUCUUGGCCUUUGGCAUUCACUUGUGACGACUUACUUUUCCUUCCGGGAAAAAUGAAUGAUGACAAACACUCGCCGGUUUUACGGCAUGCAACACUUGGGUAGCGAUUGGUUUUUUUUGACUUUUAUGGGUUUUGUUGACUGGUCUUCCUUCAUCUGUAAGGUCUGAGUGGCCUACCGCAAACAACGGCGUUUAAUUAGGGGCAUCAUGGUUUUUGUUUCUGCUUUUGACCUCAUUGGGAAUUUUAUCUUGGUGAGAGAUGGCCACACUGGACCUGUCCAUCCCUCUGGGUUGGAUCGGUCGGAUUCCGUAGAUUGGGAAUUUAUUUCAGACUGCAUUACUUUGCAUGGCUGUACUAUAGGAAUAGAAUUGAAGUGAAUCAUUGAAAA